AUGGCAGCUCUUAAAGCAAAGGUAGUGAUUGUUACUGGGAGUGCAUCUGGUAUCGGAUUGGCUACUACAAAAGCUGCCCUCAAAGAAGGAGCUCGGGUGUUGGCUGUCGAUAUUUGCCCUCGGCCGUCAUGUCUCGAAGAGGAUCCUGAACUCGAUUUCUUCCAAUGUGAUCUGACUAGCCCAUCUGCCGCUGCGGACAUCACGCAGAGAUGUUUAAAGGUCUUCGGGGGAAUCAAUGUCCUUGUUAAUGUCGCGGGCAUUAUAGACCACUGCAGUAGUGUGGAUACAUUGACCGAUGGCAUUUGGGAGCGCUGUAUGGCUGUCAAUUUGAAUGCGCCGGUGAAAUUGAUGCGAGAGGUUCUUCCCAUCAUGAAGAAGCAAAAGGGUGGGAGUAUAGUCAACAUUUCCAGCAAGGCAGGGUCAAGUGGCGCUGUUUCUGGAGUUGCAUAUACCGCGAGCAAGCAUGCCCUUCAGGGGGUGACUAAGAAUGUGGCAUGGAGAUUCAAAGCGGAUAACAUUCGCUGCAACGCGAUAUGUCCCGGUGGGGUAACUUCGGCAAUCUCGAGCAAAAUCGACUCUUCUGCAAUUGACUUUGCUGCUGUGGAAACUAUGCUCCCCAUUAUUGAUUCAGUGAAAGUGAACCGUCCGGAUUUUGAGCUCGUUCGCGCAGAGGAUGUUGCGAAUGCUAUCAUCUUCCUGGCAUCCGACAAGAGUUCCAGAAUCAGUGGUGCGAUGCUUCCUAUCGAUGAUGGAUGGUCAACCAUCUGA
Penicillium cataractarum is the source of this 768-nucleotide messenger RNA. RefSeq names its product SDR family NAD(P)-dependent oxidoreductase. The coding region runs from base 1 to 768 and encodes 255 amino acids. Gene Ontology annotation, molecular function: oxidoreductase activity. The transcript is spliced from 4 exons. The record is from RefSeq and is a predicted model, not a curated record. NCBI's taxonomy places the organism in Eukaryota, Fungi, Ascomycota, Eurotiomycetes, Eurotiales, Aspergillaceae.